Molecule: messenger RNA, 2411 nt
Organism: Cicer arietinum (chickpea)
Lineage: Eukaryota; Viridiplantae; Streptophyta; Magnoliopsida; Fabales; Fabaceae
Source: RefSeq, a predicted model, not a curated record
GUUUACACGUUGUAUGUUAUUUUAACCAUGUCACUGAAACAGUGUCUUGUUCUUCCAUGUAUUCUCUGUUCACCAAAAUCCUAACCGCAAUUUAUUUCCUUCGUCGAACUCAUUCACCUUCUACGCUAACCGCUAUUAGAACCAUGAGUUCAGCGUCCACACAGCGCAUUUUCCAGCUCAAGCUAAACCCUUUAACCGGUAACUCUGAAUGGGUCGUCAUCGAAGAAAACGACGAACAAGCCUUCCACCAACCUCUUCUCGCAACGACGUCGUAUUUGGACAUGCUCAAUGACUCCACCAGAAACACAGCAUUUCGUGAAGCUAUUGAUAAAACCGUCACAAAACCUUGCCACGUUCUCGAUAUCGGUGCUGGAACUGGGUUACUUUCGAUGAUGGCUUCACGAGCUAUGGGUGGGAAAGGAACUGUAACGGCAUGUGAGUCUUAUCUUCCAAUGGUGAAGUUGAUGAAGAAGGUUAUGCGCCUUAAUGGUAUGGAAGGAAGAAUCAAAGUUAUCAAUAAGCGCUCUGAUGAACUCAAAAUUGGUCUUGAUUUAUCUUUACGUGCUGAUGUUCUUGUGAGCGAGAUAUUAGAUUCAGAGUUACUGGGUGAGGGGCUUAUACCAACCCUACAACAUGCACAUGACAAUUUGUUGGUGGAAAACCCUCUGACUGUACCAUAUCGAGCAACUACAUAUGGACAGCUAGUUGAAAGCACAUUCUUAUGGCAAUUGCACGAUUUGCAAAACAAUGAGGCUGGUGCAUCUGAUGGCAUUCGACUUGCCCCUCCUGGAUCUGAAAGUCUUUUAAGUGUUAAGCGUCAGCAAUAUGCCAUGCAUUGUGAUCCGAUGAGAGAAGAACUGAAAACGCUUUCAGAACCCUUCAAAAUUUUUGAAUUUGAUUUUUGGAAACGGCCAGAGAGUUAUAGCAAAACUGAGCUGCGCAUAAAGGCAACUGAUGAUGGCAGAGUUCAUGCUGUUGUCUCUUGGUGGGUACUUCAACUAGAUCGUGAAGGGACAAUUUAUUAUUCCACUGCCCCAAGGUGGAUAAGCUCACCGACAAUUACAAGUCCUGUUGACUGGUGUGACCACUGGAAACAGUGUGUUUGGUUUGUUCCAGGUGGUGGUAUAUCCACAUUCAGAGGGGAAGAAAUUUGUUUACAUGCUACUCAUACUGAUACUAGUAUCUCAUAUAAUUUAGAUACCCAAAUGUCAACAACUGAUGUUUUGCACCAUGGGUUAACAACGAAUGGAGAUUUUCAGCUUGUACUUCCACCAGAAAGGGUUGCAAUUUAUGGAGACAAAAAUUGGAGGCUUUCGAUGUUGAAAGCAUUAAAAAGUGUGUUGCAGGGAAGACGUCACUUAUUAUGCGUGGUUGCAGAUGAUAGCGUGUUUUUACCUCUUCUUGUGGCAAAGCUUUCAGAAGCGCCACAUGUGAUAUCAUCUUUUCCGGGGCUGAAGGAAAGGGGCUUCCAGUAUUUGCAAGCUGCUGCCCGUGCAAAUAAUUUGUCACCUGAUUGCAUAAAAGCUGUUGAAAAGGGGGUGAAACAGUUAACCAUGCACGAUACAAAUGAGAAACAGGUUGACCUGUUAAUAGCAGAACCUUUCUAUUUUGGACAUGAUGGCAUGCUUCCAUGGCAGAACCUGCGGUUUUGGAAGGACCGUACAACACUUGAUGAUAUCCUCUCUGAGGACGCUAUAAUAAUUCCCUGUAAAGGAAUUUUGAGGGCGUGUGCUAUCUAUCUUCCUGAUCUUUGGAAAAGUCGUUGCUGCUUGAGUAAGAUAGAGGGUUUUGGCCAUUCUGGGGUUAAUGCUACAUUGGGAGCUUGCGGGCAUGUAGCUGAAUUGGAAGAGGGUCCUUGUCUGCCUUUUUUUCUUUGGCAGUGUGGAGAAUUUGAUGUGCUUAGUGAGACAUUUGAUGUAAUGGAGUUUGAUUUCACAAAACAGAUAUGCCAAUGUCAAGGAAAAUCCCAGGUUACUUUCACUAAGACUGGAGUAUGUCAUGGGUUUGUGCUUUGGAUUGACUGGGUGAUGGAUUCGCAGAAUUCUGUUGUCAUAUCAACUGGUCCAGAUAAAAGAUAUUGGAAGCAGGGAAUAAAACUGCUUGCAACACCCAGGACGGUAGAACCGCAAGGAUCAACAAAUGUUGAAGCAUGUUGUUCUGCAGAUCUUGAAGCAUUUUUUGAUCCAUCAAAUGGGGAACUCAAAAUUAUACAUGAUUUCUUUUGAUACUUUUCUACAUAAAGUGUUAUGUGAUGUCGUGGCUUCACAAACAUUUUCUCUCGUGUGUGUGUGUGUUUUUUUUUUUACAAUUUUCUCUAUCAGUUGUGCACGAAAAUAGAUAGGAAGAUAUAUAUUUUUUGUUGAACGCUAUCAUUAUUUUUUAAUUGAGUUUUGAUAUUUUUUCAAACCUUA